Messenger RNA from Rotaria sp. Silwood2, 591 nucleotides. Lineage: Eukaryota; Metazoa; Rotifera; Eurotatoria; Philodinida; Philodinidae. The record is from the annotation of a GenBank genome assembly.
AUGAAAUAUCCAUUACCUGAAUUUGUUGUUAUUCAUAAAGAUGCAUCAGGUUUAAAUAUACGCAAAGUAACAUUAUCUCAACAAUGUGAACUUUAUGAUGUUGAACCAAAUCAUUCAACACUAGGACAAAAAGCUGCUGUUAAAUCUGUAACUGAAAAAAUUCGUGAAAUGUCUGCUACAGAUAUUGAAAAAUUAUUAUCAAAAGAUGAAAGUAAAAGUCCAUUAACAGUUAUUGAUGAUGUACCAAUUGAAUCUGAAGAUGUUCAUAUUGUUUAUCGUCUUGCUAAACAAACACAAUAUGAAGCUAUUGCUGAACAAGACUUUGUUGUUUUACUUGAUUAUAUAGUUGAUGCAACAUUGAAAGAUGAAGGUCUUGUUCGUGAAAUUAUAAGUCGAGUUCAAAAACUUCGAAAAGAAGUUAAAGUUAUUCGAACUGAUGAUAUAAUUGUUUAUUAUUCAAUCGAAGCACAAACAAGUGAAAUAGCUCGUGUUGUAUCUGAACAACGAGACGAAAUUGAAGCUAUUUUUCAAAAACCAUUUCUUCCUUUGAGUAACUUGACAAAUAAAAAACAAAAGCAAGGAAGUCAUUAG